CGUAAGAGUGUCCUUUAAAAAUUAUUGAAUGAGAAAUAUCUUGUCGAUUUGAGGGAUAUUUACGAAAACAUUUAUGAUUUUUGAAAUAAGUCAUGUUUUUCGAUUCGUGAGAUUAUAAUGCAGGUGAAUAUUUUUAAACCUGAACAUUGGUAUUGAGAAGACAAAGAGAGUGAACGGUCUAGUCAUGGGUAAACAAAAUAGCAAACUUAAACCAGAAGUACUGGAGGAUCUCAAACAAAAUACAGAAUUUUCAGAUGCAGAAAUUCAGGAAUGGUAUAAAGGGUUCCUGAAGGAUUGUCCUAGUGGUCAUUUGUCUGUCGACGAAUUCAAGAAAAUUUAUGGAAAUUUCUUUCCUUAUGGAGAUGCGAGCAAAUUUGCUGAGCAUGUGUUUCGCACAUUCGAUGCCAAUGGGGAUGGUACCAUAGAUUUUCGGGAGUUUUUGUGUGCCCUCUCAGUUACGUCACGAGGCAAACUGGAGCAAAAACUCAAGUGGGCAUUUUCUAUGUAUGAUCUCGAUGGAAAUGGGUAUAUUUCGAGACAAGAAAUGUUGGAGAUAGUGACGGCUAUUUACAAAAUGGUUGGUUCAGUGAUGAAGAUGCCAGAAGAUGAAAGCACUCCUGAAAAACGCACAGAUAAAAUAUUUCGCCAGAUGGAUAAAAACAAAGAUGGUAAAUUGAGCCUUGAAGAGUUUAUCGAAGGAGCAAAAAGUGAUCCAUCGAUUGUGAGAUUACUACAGUGUGAUCCUCAAGCUCAGUAGUAGCAACCCAAACCAAGUUCUUACUUACGAGACUGCCUAUAGUUGUGAAAAACAACCUAUAUCGAGGCCGAGCCUUGAUAUCAGAUGGACAAAAUUGUAUAUUUAUCAAUUAGUUUAUUCGAUUUGUUCUAAGUAUUUAACGGUUUAGAGAUUUCCCACUUAUUGGUUAAUCGGUUAAUUUUAAUGAACUCCAACUCAACACUUCCUGAAAAAUGUUUGAACAUAAAGGAAUUGAGAAUUAUUUAUUCGUCGAUAUUGAUUUCUUCUUGUGAUGAACUGGUUGAGAAUAAUGUUGAUAUUUAGAAAAAAACUACUUGGAACAAAUUUGGUGAUAUAUCUGACUCUCAUCGGGAGUUUUUUCGUAUUCGUCAUAUUCAACGUUGAACUUUGUUACUGUUAUACGAUAAGUGAAAAUAUUUUGUCUUGUUUCAUACCAGUUUCCAGUUUGCCGUUAUCUCCAAAAGCUGAAUUUUUUUGACUGAGUACCUAGUCGUGGGAUACAGUAUAAGAAUGGUUUAUCCCCAUGAACUGGGUUCGGAUCACAGACUUGUCACUGAGUUCAGACUCAUAUCAAUUUUACCGAUAAUUAUUCUCAUUAUGAAUUAUGGAUAUUUGAAGUGCAAUGUCGAGUAUCUCAAAGAAACAAUGAGGGAAGCAAGCACUAUUAAUCCCAGUCAACUUAAUCGUAAACUGGCCAAGAUAACUUCUAAAGAUAAAAACAUAGUUUUCGAAUAUCUACGACUUAGAAAACCAUGACGGCCAAAUGGAGAAAAUCUUAAUUGAAAAUAUCACUAGUAUGUCACAAUUUUCAUCCUAAUAUAAAAGUUGUUGCUCUCAUGCAUGUGUAAAUAGUAAUUAUAUCUACAAAAGUUCAUUGUAUAAUUUUGGCUUCCCACAGUUGUGUAAAUUUUAUAUCAGAAUUGAGUUGAUGUAAUGGUAUCUGGAUCGAAUACCUAUUAGCCGCAAGGUAAGGUUUGUUAAUAUUAUUUUAUGAUAUUUUUGUUGUUAUGAAUAUUUUAUGUGGCUUUUAACUGGAGCUAUCUUCGACAAAAUUAGAGAAUCGACUAAUAGAAUAAAAAAAUCUGGAAUAUUUGAAGAAACUUCGAGCUGAGUGAUAAUAAUUCUCAAAAUGAUUAAUGCUCUAAUUAUGCAUUUGGUUUUUUAUUAUUUGAUAUAUUCGAGAUGAUGAGGAUCUUAAUUGAAUGCCAAAUAUUCAGAAAUUCUAUAUAUGAGGAUCUCAUUAGAUACAUGAAACAAUUUUGCAGAAACCAACCUUUACCUUGAAAAAUGUUGUUCAAAAUCGAUUCGGAUGUUAUUUUUCAUUAUAUCAAUGAUAAAAGAUACAAAAAAUAAUCAAAUUAUUCUAAAUUAUAACACAUUCGAAUGAGAAUGUUCCAGUGUUUUAUGAUGAAAUUGAGAAAUUGUCAUUUUUUUUUCAAAUCAGUCGUAGAUUUCAUGAAUCCAUCCAUCGAAACAAUUUUAUAUCCAUUCUGUACUAGUCAGGAUUACCUGUAGAAAUAAUAUAUUUUGUCAAUUGAAUACCGCGUUUUUUAUGGUAUGAACGAUUUUCAAAGUGGUAACCUAUUCAAACUGCAUUGAAUUUUGCACAUAAUUGAUUGAUAUACACCACAAGAAUGAGUCACAAUAAUUAUUGAAAUAGGAAUAUUGGUUCCCCGAACUUUUCGAAUGGAAUUAUUCGGGCAUCCAUGUGAAUACCAAAAAUACUGUGAACUCAUCUGACUUAUUUGAAAAAAAAUUGUGUACCUAUUAAUAAGAAAAUAUCACUAUGAAUUGUAAUCGUAAUAUUAAGAAAGAAGUUCCAACAAAUUUUCAAUCUAAAGUUUAAGUACUUACCUAACGUAUCUUAGUGGAGUUUUAUGGAUGAAAAUGUACUUACCUAUUCUAGUUCUUAUCACGAAUACUCCUUUGAGCUGACGAAUUUUAAUAUAUGAAAUAAGUGUUAGUGUUCAAAAUCUGAAUAUAUGUUUCGAAAUAUCGAUCUAUAGAUUAAGUCUAUUCAAACUUUCAAAUUUGAUUCAACUUUUCACAGUUUUCACUAAGCUUAAGCACAUUUUUGAUCGAAGCCUAACUCAGGAAUAUGAAGCAAUGUAGUUUAAAUGAAUAUUGUUACUGUGUUGUGAUUAUUGGUGUUGAAAAUUUUCUAUAAAAAUCUGGCCGCAUCAAAAAUACUCACCGAUUUUUUUAUGACGCCAAGAAAAAAAAUUUCAGUAAAACUACUUAUAUUUUAUUAACUACUUACUUGGACUUGUUUGAUACCUGAAAAACCUGAAUGUUUCAGAUUAUUGCAGAUCUUGAACACUGAGUUUUUUAAAAUAACACACUUAUUGCUCAACUUCAGUUUCAUACACCUGAGUAAAUGGAGUAAGUGUUCCAUUGAAUAUUUUGAACAUUCUCAGAAUAAUUGCCUAAGUAAAAGUUAGGUCAAACAGAACCUACUAUCAAACGUAAUAUCGCAAAGGAGAAAACUCCUGACAAAUAUUCAGUGGGACUUUGUUUGGAAUGUAUCUAGUACCAAAUUUUUUCAACCAAUUUGUAUUGAAAAUAAGGUGAACGAAUUCUUUAUCCAGGUAUUCAACAAAUUUCAUCAAUUCAUUUGGCCACUAUCAUUGAUUGUUGAAACUUUCACUACGAAGGAUCCAUUAUUCUCAGUUGUUUCUUGAUUUUGGAAUGUUAAUUUAUUAUAUUUUGUAGCCUACGAAUUCAUAUAGCUUCCCUUAUUUUAAACAUUUCGACUAUCAUAUUUUAUCACUAUUAUAUACAUAUUUUCACGAGUGUACUUACAUACAUUCGAGCCUUUCGAUCUUCCCAGUUCUUGUGCAGUUGUGGAUAAUAUUGUUAAUGACAUCUAUUUAUCUAUUUCAUGUAUUACCUACUGAAGUAAAUUAUUGCCGAAUGAAAA
Coccinella septempunctata (seven-spotted ladybird) is the source of this 3677-nucleotide messenger RNA. RefSeq names its product neurocalcin homolog. The transcript is spliced from 4 exons. The coding region runs from base 185 to 757 and encodes 190 amino acids. Gene Ontology annotation, molecular function: calcium ion binding. The record is from RefSeq and is a predicted model, not a curated record. NCBI's taxonomy places the organism in Eukaryota, Metazoa, Arthropoda, Insecta, Coleoptera, Coccinellidae.